Molecule: messenger RNA, 1611 nt
Organism: Emys orbicularis (European pond turtle)
Lineage: Eukaryota; Metazoa; Chordata; Testudines; Emydidae
Gene: TYRP1
Product: tyrosinase related protein 1
Exons: 7
Coding region: 1-1611 (536 amino acids)
Biological process (GO): melanocyte differentiation; melanosome organization
Cellular component (GO): melanosome
Molecular function (GO): oxidoreductase activity
Source: RefSeq, a predicted model, not a curated record
AUGCAGCACUCCAUGUUGUUGCGCUUCUUCUUGCCACUGCUCCUUACCCUGCUCAGCCAAGCAAGAGCUCAGUUCCCCCGCCAAUGUGCUACAGUUGAUGCCUUGAGAAGUGGCGCGUGUUGUCCGGAUUUUUCUCCGGUGUUCGGGCCUGGUACUGAUCGCUGUGGUUCAUCUUCAGGAAGGGGUCAGUGUGUACCAGUGAUAGCAGACUCACGGCCCCAUGGCCCACAGUACAUGCAUGACGGCCAAGAUGACCGUGAACAGUGGCCCUUACGCUUCUUCAACCGAACCUGCAGCUGCAAUGGUAACUUCUCUGGCUAUGACUGUGGGUCCUGCCGACCUGGCUGGAGUGGAGCUGCCUGUAACCAGCAGAUCCGCACAGUUAGGAGGAACCUUCUGGACCUGAGUGCGAAGGAAAGGAAUGAUUUUGUCAAUGCCUUACACCAAGCCAAGGCUACAAUACAUCCUGAUAUUGUCAUAGCCACCAGGAGACAUGAGGAGAUAUUGGGACCUGAUGGCAACACACCACAAUUUGAAAAUGUGUCCAUUUAUAACUACUUUGUGUGGUCCCAUUAUUACUCUGUCAGAAAGACUUUCCUUGGUGCAGGGCAGCAAAGUUUUGGAGGAGUGGAUUUCUCUCAUGAAGGACCAGCCUUUCUCACUUGGCAUAGGUAUCAUCUACUGCAACUGGAGAGAGACAUGCAGGAGAUGCUACAGGAUCCCUCUUUUGCACUUCCCUACUGGAAUUUUGCUACUGGUGGAAACACCUGCGAUAUUUGCACAGAUGACUUGAUGGGCGCUCGAAGCAAUUUUGAUGUCUCUCUUAUAAGUCAGAACUCCAUCUUCUCCCAGUGGCGUGUGCUCUGUGAAAACCUAGAAGACUAUGAUACCUUGGGAACCAUUUGUAACAGCACAGAAGGUGGUCCAAUUCGAAGGAAUCCUGCUGGAAAUGUUGCCAGGCCAAUGGUUCAGCGUCUCCCAGAACCACAGGAUGUUGCUCUUUGUUUAGAAGUUGGUUUGUUUGACACUCCUCCUUUCUAUUCCAAUUCAACAGACAGUUUCCGUAAUACAGUAGAAGGAUACAGCGAUCCUUCAGGGAAGUAUGAUCCGGCAGUUCGCAGCCUUCAUAAUUUGGCUCAUCUGUUUUUGAAUGGAACAGGGGGACAAACUCAUUUAUCUCCAAACGACCCUAUUUUUGUCUUCUUGCACACAUUUACUGACGCUGUUUUUGAUGAAUGGCUGAGGAGACAUAAUCCUGAUAUUUCAAUAUACCCACUGGAGAAUGCCCCUAUUGGACAUAACCGGCAGUAUAACAUGGUGCCAUUCUGGCCCCCAGUUACCAAUAAUGAGAUGUUUGUUACUGCACCAGAAAACCUGGGCUACAGUUAUGACGUUCAAUGGCCAAGCCGGGCUCUGCAGGUCACAGAGAUCAUAACUAUUGCAAUAGUGACUGCAUUGAUUCUGGUUGCAAUUAUUUUUGCUGGUGCUACAUGUAUUGUGCACGCUAGGAAAAACAAGGAUGAAUUGCAUCAGCCUCUUCUCACUGACCAGUAUGAGCGGUAUUCAGAUGAUUAUGAUAGCAUACCAACCCCAAGCCAGUCUGUGGUUUGA